Messenger RNA from Morchella sextelata, 885 nucleotides. RefSeq lists its product as uncharacterized. Bases 1 to 885 code for a protein of 294 amino acids. Lineage: Eukaryota; Fungi; Ascomycota; Pezizomycetes; Pezizales; Morchellaceae. The record is from RefSeq and is a predicted model, not a curated record. The transcript is spliced from 2 exons.
AUGUUUUCCGAAACCAUCAAACCACCGCAAACAAUACUCACUUUCGGUCUCACUCUUGAGCUCAUAACUCAUCUCCCCAUCUCCCAAGAUUCUACUACCACUAUCGCCUCCCAUCUCCGCACUCAUCUCUCAGUCCCCUUCUUCUCCCCAGCCUCGGGUCCCUACACCGCCCCAACGACCCUCGUCACCGCUGCAGGCCCACAACUUAUCCCCAGCUCCCCCACGCUCCCCCAUCCCGUCGUCGACUGGAUCGGGGACCACCCAUCUCCACGCCACUACCUUGUAACCACCCGUCACAGCCUCCAUCGUGGUAUCACAGACGCCAUGGCUCAUCACUCGUGUGGUAUCGUCGUCGAAACGCCCAUCUUACGCGCCUUCAACGCCAUCGAUUUUGCCGUCACUGGCAUUUCCGCUGCUCUUGGGGCUCUUGGGAAGGACAUGGUUGAGUUUACGCCUUAUUGCGGACUCUGUGUCCACAUGGGUCGCCGCGGGGGGUUUAGUCUCGAUAACAUAAAGGGACUGGCAAAGGCAGUCGUGGUGUUUGAACGUGACAUUGAGAUUGCAGUGAAGUUGGUCGGGUUGAUCGAAGAACUGAAGAGCGUUGGGGGCAUCAGCAAGUUGCUUUGUGAGCAAGGUGUGGGGGAGGAUUACAAGUAUAACUUCCAAAGCCUAGUAGCGGUGGGGUGUAUUGAGUUCCGCCAGGCGCAGGGGACAUUGGAUGUCGAGUGGAUACAGUCGUGGGUGAGGUUUUUGGCGCUGUUUGUGAAGUCAGCAGAGAAGGCGCCAAAGGAUAGCUGGGAAGAGUGGGCUAGGGGCGAGGGAGGUGGACUGGCAGAGUUCUUGAAGUUUGGGACUGACGAUACCAGUGACGAUGACGACGAGUAA